Trachymyrmex septentrionalis is the source of this 1924-nucleotide messenger RNA. RefSeq names its product ankyrin repeat domain-containing protein SOWAHB (gene sowah). The coding region runs from base 40 to 1662 and encodes 540 amino acids. Lineage: Eukaryota; Metazoa; Arthropoda; Insecta; Hymenoptera; Formicidae. The transcript has 15 exons. The record is from RefSeq and is a predicted model, not a curated record. Gene Ontology annotation, molecular function: protein binding.
UCACGAACGGCCGUUCGCGGCGGAGUCAGUUCAUCCAAGAUGGCGACGCCCAGUGAGUUGUCUCUCGAGGAGAUUCGCAACUAUUUACUGGAAAACGGAGGCACAGCACGUAAUCACGACCUGGUGAAGCAUUUCAAGCGAUUCCUGACGGAUCCGGAAACACGAGUCGAGGCGAGGAAUCGUUUCAAGGAGUACGUCAACACCUUGGCCACUAUAAAGAACGAGGAGGGUGAAAAAUAUUUGGUUCUCAAGAAGAAAUAUCGGCAACCCUUCUUAGAUCUUUCACCUCCUAAGCAAGUGGGAUCUCCCCUCGCCACCUCCAAUUUAACCACUCCGGUUUCUCCUCUACGCGAGCCUCCACCUUAUCGGCCGCCGCCCCCGGCACCCCUCAGUCCAUCCUCAAGUAAUUCUCACGUGAGCCUCGAAGAAAGUGCGACACCGAUAUCCACGCGUGAAAAAAAUGAUGAUUCGGAGCCUAGUUCGUCGAUGUCACCACCUGUUCCACCGCGUCGCAAAAGUCAAGACAAACUCAAGGUCGAAAACAAGGAAAACGUUGAUAGAAACCGAAACAGCUCCUUGGAAGCCGUCAUAAAGGAGGAUGAAGCAGUAACGACAACGAAUUCCUCCUCGGCUGAGCAACUGAGUGUUCGUGAACGAAUGCAACGCUUCAAUCGAAUGGCCAGCGAGACCGAUCUUCAUGUCCGGCAUAACGAUACGACUGUACCUGUUAGAAAACGAACGGAUAAGGGCGCCGACGAGGAUGACAGCGCUUCCGUUGCCUCGCAACUGGAUGGAAAAUCGCGGGAGUGGCUGGUCAGAGCAUCGCAGGGGGACUAUCAAGCGCUGGCGAAGCUUGCAGCGGAGGAACCUCGUCUCACCAGGCUCAAGGAUCCGACUUCCGGCUAUACGGCUUUACAUUGGGGAGCUAAACAUGGUAACGAGAACAUCGUUAAAUUAAUAGCGGGUACCUACAAAGACUACAUCAAGAGUGUCAAUGAAACUACGAACGGGGGCUACACACCUUUGCAUAUCGCUAUGCAAUUCGGCCACGAGAAUAUAUUCAAUCUCUUAGUUCAAGUAUACGGCGCGAAUCAGGACGUACGUGACUACAGCGGUAGGAAGGCCAGACAAUAUCUAGCCUCGCAAGAGGCGGCAGUCAGCCAGGACACGUUCCACAAAAUAAAAGCAAGGAAAAAGCAUGCAGAGAAAGAUCUUGGUUUCCUACGAAUUGGCUCGUUGAACGUUCGCGUGAAACGUACUACGGAAGCCUUCAGCCAAUUCCUGGGUGUGGCAACCAGCAGUACGACUAACAACAACAACAACGAGAAGAUUCACAAAUCGUGGGGAUCCGCAGAUAAUGUUCAGCUGGAGCAGAAGCUGAUGCCACCGCCGAAGUACGCGCCCAUCAAGAAGCGCAGGAGCAGACGGCCGCAGGAUUUCGGUUCAUCGCAGGAGCGGCAGCAGGUUGCCAGUCAACCAACUACUCCGUUGCUGCAGGGUAAGAUGAGCCGAUCGAGCCGGACCGUUCAGCGUCGACCAACGUCUACGACAUCGAUCAACUCUAACUCCAUCGCGUCUGGUAGCGUUCAGCAAAACGGCGAUUCCGACUCCGACACGACAUGCGGUUUCGAUUCCGCGUGGCGAGGAUCGGCCCAACUAUAACUAGCCUAAUUCGUUAUUCGAGAUAGCGUCGCUCACGCUUAUUCAACUACACGAAGCAUAGGAAAGUUUAGAUCUUAAGAAACUUUAGAGACCGACGGUAUCUCUGACAAUUCUUUCAAAAAUGGCGGAAACAAAGAUCCAUGUGCACGAUUCUCGCUAACGAUUGCAUCUACAUUAAAGACUUUUUAAUAUACAAAACAAUUAUUUAGAAAAUUAUUUUUCUCUUAAAUUAUUCUUAUUUCGCAGAAUCUUAUUGUUUACG